UUAAGAUAUCGUUGGUUAUCAUUGGGUAUAUAACCUCCACCAGCGCUGAAGGCUGGUCACUGCUGCCUCCACCGACUUCAGCAUGGCUCGCUUGUGUUAUAUUGUGGCGAUGAUUAUGUUAUCGUUGGCGUCUGCGUCAGCCUGCACUGCUCCCUUUACCCUCGUGGGCGGAGGAUGCUACUACUUCGAGCAGACUCUCAUGUUGUGGGAGGACGCCAGGGAUUACUGCAGGAGUCUUGUGAGUGAAGGAUACAGCACUGAUUUGGCAGUAGUGCAUUCUUGUGAUCAGCUCGGCGCCAUCUGGGAGCACGUCCUCAUUGAAUAUGGAGAACGUGUCUCGCUCUGGAUUGGUGGCACAGACACCACUCAGGAAGGCAGUUGGAAAUGGGUCAAUGGUGACACGGUGCCAAGCGGAGUCCCCUACUGGACUCCAAAUAGUCCUCACGUUGACGACACAAGGAACCACUUGGCUCUGCACUCCGACACUGGCUACUUUAUAGAUAACGGUGGCGAAUCUCUGUGGUCCAUCUGUGAGCAGACGUCGCUGCUCGAUGCUCCUAAGGAACCUGUGGAACCGUGUCAGUGAACGAGGAACUGCGCUACAGCUUAGUUUGCAUGUCAUUUGGAGGUUUUUUUUAUUGGCUGGAGCAGAACUAGCAUCAAUCUUUUUUUAUGAUUUUUUAUAACAGGGAUAACUUUUUUUUUACAUGUCAAGAACAUAUGGUAGACGAUCUUUUGGGCCUGAUAUUUGGACUGGAGGGUAGAGCGACGGUCUAGCUUAAUCUUGCAGGUUUGAGUUCGAUUCCCCGACGGUCCAAAUGGUUGGGCACCAUUCCUUCCCUCCGUCCUAUAUCUGAUCCCUUUCCUUAUAUCCCUUGUAUGUGCUACAUAGUCAUAUAUUGGCUUAGCACCUACUUUUUGCCCUGAAGGGAAGGGAACUAUCAGGAUAAAGCACCAAGCCAUUACGAUUACAUAGCACUUGGAAGGGAUCAGGAUAAAAACUUGGGAUGGGACGAAGGGAAAGGGAUGGUGCCCCAACCACUCAGAAGGUCGUGGAUUGAACGCCGACCUGCAUGAAGCGAAACCGUUGCUCUACCAUCCAGCCCAUUUGACCUGAACUAGGUUUAUUUGCUAUAAGAGUUAUACUAAAACUCCUGAAAAAGAUAUAUGACAUAGAGGAGCAAGUGAAGACCAUAGUGGAGAAGCACUGAUAUAAUAUUCAUGCUGGCAUCACUGGAACAUCUAUCUAAACCUAACGAGGUUACUGACAUAAUAGUAACGAUGUCACUGACACAGUAACAACGACGUCAUGACAUCAUCACCGAGGUCACUGACAUUGAAAGUGCAUUUUGAACAAUAAAUAAUGACUCAUUACUGAGCCAUAGUUACUGUGACCCAUGACUCAAGACAGAACAGUAGUAAAGAAGAAGAAGAAUACACAUCUAAUUCAAUCUAAGAAUGUCUAAUAUAUGCAUGAAUACAGUAGUUAAGAUCUGUCCGCUUCUGAAAUAUUUUUUAUCUGGUUAUUCUGGAUAUUUCAUUUGACCUUUGUCAUGUUUUUCACUUUCAUUCUAUGUAAAAUAGAUAAUAUUAUUUACAGUGUAUUUUGAUAAUAGUAUUAUUAACAAAUUAUCAGGUAGAAUUUUUGCUAUUAAAGCUGUCAAUAGGGCAAACUAGGAAAGACUUAAUUACCGCAUAAUCCAACAUAAGGCUUUGUUUACACCUGAAAGAUUUUUCACUGAAGGGCAAGCAAGCACAAGGCAUGUUAUAUUAAUAAAAAAAAAAUCAUAUCAGUGGUUGUAGAUUGUCUUUGUACAACUGUGAAGUACUAUGAAUAUCUCUCUGAUUAUUAACUUUCAGCAACUGCAAGAAUAUGUGUUGCUGAAAUAUGUAGUUUCAUUAUACAUGAAUUUGUAGUUGCUGAAAUAUGUAGUUUCAUUAUACAUGAAUUUGUACUUGUUGAAAUAUGUCGUUUCAUUAUACAUGAAUUUGUAGUUGCUGAAA
Messenger RNA from Procambarus clarkii (red swamp crayfish), 2004 nucleotides. Its product is annotated as C-type lectin domain family 10 member A-like. NCBI's taxonomy places the organism in Eukaryota, Metazoa, Arthropoda, Malacostraca, Decapoda, Cambaridae. The record is from RefSeq and is a predicted model, not a curated record.